CAUCAUCACCUUCUUCUUCGUCUCUCUUUCCCCUGUUUCAUUCCUCUGUUUUCCCAUAAGUACCAUGAAAAAACCAUUUUCGUAACUUUUUCCUCUGUAAUCAAACCAUGAAAACACCACCAAAGUUUCAAACUUUCCUUCUCAUACUACAAACCCUUCUUCUUCUUCUUCUUCCUUCAGCUCUGUCAGUAGAGUUCAUCUUCAAUGGCUUCAACAACUCAAACAACAACCUUCUUCUCUACGGCAACGCCACAGUCGACGAUCACUCCAACAUUCUCACUCUCACAAACAACACCCAUUUCUCAAUCGGCCGAGCUCUGUUCAAAACAAAAAUCCCAACCAAAAAACCCAACUCCUCCUUAGUCCUCCCUUUCUCAACCUCCUUCAUCUUUUCCAUGGCUCCUUACAAGAACAUUCUUCCAGGCCACGGCUUGGUCUUCAUCAUAGUCCCCUCCACAGGCCUAAACGGCGCCGUUGCAGUCCAACACCUUGGUUUUCUCAACCGUACAAACGAAGGAAGAGCUGAUAAUCAUGUCUUUGGGGUUGAAUUUGAUGUGUUUAAGAAUGAGGAAUUUGAUGACAUGAAUGAUAACCAUGUUGGGAUUGAUGUCAAUGCCUUAAAAUCCAAGAAAGUUCAUGAAGCUGGGUAUUGGGAAAGUGAGAAGAUUUUCAAGAAAUUGAAGCUUAAUAGUGGUGAAAAUUACCAGGUUUGGAUUGAUUAUAAUGAUUCUUUGAUUAGUGUUGGGAUGGUUUUGGCUGGUAUGAAGAGACCAAAGAUUCCACUUUUGAGUUUUGAGUAUAAUCUUUCUGAGGUUUUUAAGGAUGAAAUGUAUUUUGGGUUCACAAGCUCAACUGGGCAAUUAGUACAGAGUCAUAAGAUUUUAGCUUGGAGUUUUAGUAAUACUAAUUUUUCUUUGGGGGAAAGUUUGAUUACAACUGGUUUGCCUAAUUUUGUUCUUCCUAAAGAUCCAAUUUUUAGGUCAAAAGGUUUCAUUUUGGGGGUAACUUUGGUGGGUUUUGUUGUGAUUGUUGUUUUUGCUGUAUUGGUUAUGUGUUUGAUUAAAAGACAGAGAAGAAGAGCUAAGGAAAGAGCUGAAAUGGAAGAUUGGGAAUUGGAGUAUUGGCCACAUAGAAUUAGUUACCAUGAAAUUGAGAGAGCAACAAAGGGAUUUGAUGAAGCUAAUGUGAUUGGAAUUGGUGGGAAUGGGAAAGUCUACAAGGGUGUGAUUGAAAAAGUUGAAGUGGCUGUGAAACUCAUAUCUCAUGGGAAUGAUGGGUUAAGGGAGUUUUUAGCUGAAGUUUCAAGCCUUGGAAGAUUGAAACAUAGAAACUUAGUUGGGUUGAGAGGUUGGUGUAAGAGAGAGAAGGGUGUGUUCAUGUUGGUUUAUGAUUACAUGGAGAAUGGUAGCUUAGACAAGAGGGUAUUCGAUUUCGAUUCCAAUGGUGAUGAGAGUAAGUUGUUGGGUUGUGAGGAGAGAAUUAGAAUACUUAAAGAUGUUGCUUUAGGAGUUUUGUACUUGCAUGAAGGUUGGGAAUCAAAAGUUCUACACAGGGACAUAAAGGCUAGUAAUGUGUUACUUGACAAGGAAAUGAAUGGAAGGUUAGGUGAUUUCGGUUUAGCUAGGAUGCAUGGACAUGGCCAGGUUCCUAGCACAACUCGCGUGGUUGGGACUGUCGGUUACAUGGCACCUGAAGUUGUGAAGAACGGUCGAGCUUCGUCUCAAACAGAUGUGUUCUGUUUUGGGGUGUUGAUUUUGGAAGUUAUGUGUGGAAGGAGACCUAUAGAGGAAGGGAAAGUGGGGUUAGUGGAGUGGGUUUGGAACAUGAUGAGUCAAGGUGAGUUAUGGAGUUGUGUUGAUGAGAGGUUAAGGAAAAGAGAUUUUGACAAAGAAGAAGUUGAGAGAGUUUUGCAAUUGGGAUUGUUGUGUGCUUACCCUGAACCAAAUGCUAGACCAACAAUGAGACAUGUUGUGAAAAUGUUAGAGGGAAAAACAAAUGAUGAUGAGGGCAAUAAUGAUGGAGAAACAGAAGAUAUGGAUGUGUAUUUGUUGAAUAAGGAAAAGGGUGGUAAGUUUUGGAAUGAGUUUCCAAAGAGUUUUGGGUUUGGUUCUUCACACCCAACUUUUGAAGAUAUGAAGGAUUCAUUGUCUUAUUCAAUGUCUUUGUCUUGGUCCACUACAUCCAUUGCAGAUGGUAGAUAGGUGAAUGCAUCACAUAACCCUAUUCUUUUUUUUUUUCCUUUUUUCCUAUAGAGAUUUGAAAUGAUAUUGUGUAUAUAUACAGAGUUACAUACAUAUAAUAUAUAAUGAAUGAUAUUUAGUUGUGGUUUUCUUCA
Messenger RNA from Cannabis sativa, 2335 nucleotides. Its product is annotated as L-type lectin-domain containing receptor kinase VII.1. The record is from RefSeq and is a predicted model, not a curated record. Gene Ontology annotation, cellular component: plasma membrane. NCBI's taxonomy places the organism in Eukaryota, Viridiplantae, Streptophyta, Magnoliopsida, Rosales, Cannabaceae. Gene Ontology annotation, biological process: protein phosphorylation. Gene Ontology annotation, molecular function: protein kinase activity; carbohydrate binding; ATP binding. The transcript has a single exon. Bases 108 to 2201 code for a protein of 697 amino acids.